CUGAGGCAGCGCAGCUCGUUCCUACAAUGCUUUGAAGGCACUUGGACGCACGUCUUCGGUGAUUGGAGAGCUGUGCAGAAAGAAAAGGAACAACCUCGCCUCCUCAAACACCGAGCGAGGUUGUGGGCUGCGGAGACCGGGGGCAACACAAGCAGAAAGUAACUGAUCUCCAGCUGCAUUCGUCAUGUCAUCGUCCGGUAAAGACAACAGCGGAGCCCCGCAUGCCAAUUACGUGGGACCGUACCGAUUGGAGAAGACGUUGGGCAAAGGACAGACAGGAUUGGUCAAGCUUGGAGUUCACUGUGUAACAUGCCAGAAAGUUGCCAUAAAGAUAGUCAAUCGUGAGAAACUCAGCGAGUCAGUACUAAUGAAGGUGGAGCGAGAAAUAGCCAUUCUGAAGCUCAUAGAACACCCGCAUGUUUUAAAGCUACAUGACGUCUAUGAAAAUAAAAAAUACUUGUACCUUGUACUAGAACAUGUGUCCGGUGGUGAACUUUUUGACUAUUUGGUGAAGAAAGGCAGAUUAACGCCUAAAGAAGCCAGAAAAUUCUUCAGACAGAUCAUGUCUGCGCUGGAUUUUUGCCACAGUCAUUCUAUAUGCCACAGGGAUUUGAAGCCGGAGAACCUGUUGCUAGAUGAAAAGAAUAACAUCAGGAUAGCAGAUUUCGGCAUGGCCUCUCUUCAGGUUGGAGACAGUCUUUUGGAAACCAGCUGCGGCUCUCCACACUACGCAUGUCCAGAAGUCAUCAGGGGGGAGAAGUAUGAUGGGAGGAAAGCGGACGUCUGGAGCUGUGGGGUGAUUCUUUUUGCCCUGCUGGUGGGAGCACUGCCAUUUGAUGACGACAACCUGAGGAAUCUGCUGGAGAAAGUGAAGUUAGGAGUGUUUCACAUGCCCCACUUUAUCCCUCCAGACUGUCAAAACCUCCUGCGGGGCAUGAUAGAAGUGGAUGCCUCCAAAAGACUAACGUUAGAAAAGAUCCAGAAGCAUACAUGGUACAUAGGGGGCAAGAACGAGCCCGAGCCAGAGCAGCCGGUGCCGCGGAAGGUGACCAUACGCAGCCUCCCAUCUGCAGAUGACAUCGACCCUGACGUCCUGGACAGCAUGCACUCUCUGGGUUGCUUCAGGGACAAGAACAAACUGCUGAAAGACCUCCUCUCGGAUGAUGACAACCAAGAAAAGAUGAUCUACUUCCUGUUGUUCGACCGUAAAGAGAGGUACCCCAGUCAAGAGGACCAGAAUCUUCCCCCUCGCAAUGAAAUCGAUCCUCCAAAGAAACGGGUCGACUCUCCCAUGUUGAAUCGACACGGCAAACGGAGACCAGAGAGGAAGUCCAUGGAAGUCCUCAGUGUCACAGAUGGAGGCUCACCAGUGCCAGCCAGGCGGGCCAUCGACAUGACACAGCAUGGACAACGGUCACGGUCUAUUAGUGGAGCCUCUUCAGGCCUCACCACCAGCCCGCUCAGCAGCCCACGGCCUGUUAGAAAGUUUGGGACUCCACCUCAAUCCCCUGAUUUAGCACAAUCCCCAAACAACAGCCCCAGUCCCUCCCCUGAGCCACUUCCAAAUCAUACGGGUCCUCGUUUGUCAACACCCAAUUCGCUGGCCCCGAGCACCGAGGCACUGCCGGCAUCCCUUAACAAGACUCAGACGCUCCCGACCAAGCCGAAACUUGCGCCGAAGCCUCUUCACGCGACACGAUCCAACCCGCUCCCCGAAGCUUCAUUAGAUACGGCAUCCUUGUCGGAUUCCUCGGCUUCCUGCCAUAUCCCGUCACACCUUCCAUCUGCCUCCGUGCCCCCAACACCCACCUCCCCGCUUUCCCCAACCCCCCCAAGCCCCACUGCUUCAGUCCAGGGCAGCCCCCAAGUCCGUCGCUCUCAUUUCGCUGCCAAGCCCCAACUCUCUGUGCCCUUCAUCCCAGUGGUGCCUGCCUCCCCCAUCAGGCUGCACCACUUUCACCCUGUAACACCCACGCCUUCGUCAUACUCUGACCACUCAUCUCAAUGUAUCCCCCUCAUCCAGGUUACACCCCAUCCUUCCCCUCGAGGUAGUCCCCUACCCACUCCAAAGGGCACCCCGGUGCACACGCCCAAGGACAGCCCCGCCGGGACACCCACCCCGACCCCACCACCAAGCCCCUCCAUUGGCGGGAUGCCAUGGAGGACGCGCCUCAAUUCCAUCAAGAACAGUUUACUGGGCUCGCCACGCUUCCACCGCAGGAAACUCCAGGUUCCCACACAAGAAGAGAUGUCCAGCCUCACUCCAGAGUCUUCCCCAGAACUUGCCAAAAAAUCCUGGUUUGGGAACUUCAUCAACCUGGAAAAAGAGGAGCAGAUCUUCAUUGUCAUCAGGGACAAGCCUCUCAGCUCCAUCAAGGCUGACAUCGUUCAAGCAUUUCUCUCGAUCCCCAGCCUGAGCCACAGUGUCAUAUCACAGACUAGUUUCAGAGCAGAAUACAAGUCCACGGCCGGCCCCACAGUCUUUCAGAAGCAGGUCAAAUUCCAGGUGGACAUCACCUACACGGAGAGUACGGCUGCCACAAAGGAGAAUGGCAUCUACUCCGUCACCUUCACCCUGCUCUCAGGACCCAGUCGGCGCUUCAAGCGGGUCGUGGAGACCAUUCAGAGCCAAUUGUUAAGCACACAUGACCAGCCUGGAGUCCAGCAGCUGUCUGACGAGAAGAACGGCCAGGUGCCAUCCAAGCGCUGCCCCUCGCCCGCGCAAGCACGCAGGCAAGAACAGGAAAACAAUGCCUCCAAAUGUCCGCUCGUCAAGUUGACGCUACAAGAGGAGUCGCUAGAUCUGAACUAGAUAGGCAACACCAUCAUCAUCUUCUCAUCCCUCCUUUGCACCUCCUUUCUUCAUGCUGCUAAAGUGUGUGCGCUAACCUCACUUGUCUCUCACCCCAGGACUUAUCCAGAAAACCUAUUAAGUCCCGUCCCCGUCCCUCCCCUUCCUGAACCGUCCCACCCCGAGAGAUGGACGUGCGCAUGGAGGACUGCUUUUGAGAGGUUUGCGUUACCACGGAAACAGAUCCUUCAUGCAGACUUCUACCAUCAUCUUUCCCAACCCUGCGUGCUCUGACAGUAGAAGUAGAUGACUGUUCCUUUGGUGUUUCCGAUACCCCGCCCCUUCCACGCCUGCCUCAGAAAACAAGCAUUUUGCUAAGAGACUCAACAUGCAUACCAGCACAUUUCCAGUAUGCACACUAAACUCUGGGAUGUAUUACCAAGGAGAAGAUAAGGAGGAGGCGAAGAAGAGCCGACAUGGACGGUCGCCGGAUUGUAUUUUAGUUUUUUUGUUUCAUGUGCUUUCUUUGAGAUGAACUAUGUGUAAAGUCCCCACUUGACCCGAAUACCAAUACUGCUGCAAAUGAACUUUUCAGAGAGAAGCUGUAGGUGGGGCGGCGGGUCAUCAAAAUUUGGACGGGUGGGUGAUUAUCUGAAAAUGAAUGAUUUAUCCUGUUGUACAGAUUGCAGUCAUUUCUGAUGUACAAAGAGUUGUUUUGUUGUGACGCGAUGUUUUGGUAGCCAAUAGGAGAAAUCAUCUGUAAUUUUGGUCUCAUGAUCAUUUUGUCUUUCAUGUUCUCUGCAGCACUUUGUCUUUAUUUCUCCAUUCAGACCUCUCUUUCUCUCACGUAUACUUACCAGCAGUAGGAAAAGAAGAACAAACAUUAUGUGAUACGUGCUUAUUUUUGUACUUGUGGCCCUUAUUUAUUCAUCUCACGGUGUCAUUUCCUAAUUUAUUAUAACUAUUUAUAUGAGCAAAGCUGUUAGGUCAGUUGAAUGUUAUUUAUUAUUGCCCUCUUGUGUGUUUGUAAAUGGGGCAUCACUUGACGAAAAACAAGAUUUCGUUUUAGUUCAAUGAUGAAUCUUCUUCAAUGACCAGGGGAAAAAGAACUUGUGAAAGCAAACAAACAAAAACAAAAAAAAGCAUACCAGUGAUUUAAGAAUGUAGACUUAGCCUCUUUUUGGAGAGAGGGAAUGCUCUUUUAUUGAUAUUUGUCAGUUUCUAUAUUAUUGUUUGUGUAGGCUGGGCCUGAGAAGGAUGACAUUGAUCCACAGGUCUUCUCUUUGUAAAUAGAUCGUUCCAAAAUGGGGUUGAUUGUCUUCUUAACCAUGCUGGGGAUUCCUGCUCUAUACAUUUAGCUUGUAUUGCUGUGUGCAUGUCAAACAUGAGCUUUUCUUUGCAUGGCUUUUGGUGUAAAUGUUUCACGCUAAUCAGUCGCCACAAAACUACUGUUUCCGUUGGCCGACCCUUCCUUCCUUUUAAGCUUUGCCUAUAGUUCUGUCUUUUUUUUUUUUUUUUUUUUUUUUUUUUAAUCUCCCCUCCCAUCCAAUUGAUCUGUUCCUCUUCGUUUAUCUUGCGCACAACGUUUUUGAGCAAUGCCUCUCAGUCUGUGCCACUCCAUGGAGAACUUGGACGUCUGAGCUGUUUUAUGUGGGGGUUCCGAAAGCACAGGGAGAGGAUAUCAUUACAUACAAAUAGAAAGCAAUACCCUCAUGUCAACUCUCCUUUGUUUUCUACAAAUGAAAAGCAAGCAGCUCAGAGGACAGUCAGUGCUUCAGAGAGCCAGAGCAGGAGUAAUCUCCAUAUAACAUAACUACGAUGAGCAUCAUCAGUGCUGGAAAUAAUAAAAUCAUUCCGUUAUAGUGUC
Syngnathus acus (greater pipefish) is the source of this 4658-nucleotide messenger RNA. RefSeq names its product BR serine/threonine kinase 2a (gene brsk2a). Bases 185 to 2812 code for a protein of 875 amino acids. Gene Ontology annotation, biological process: microtubule cytoskeleton organization; intracellular signal transduction; protein phosphorylation. NCBI's taxonomy places the organism in Eukaryota, Metazoa, Chordata, Actinopteri, Syngnathiformes, Syngnathidae. Gene Ontology annotation, molecular function: tau-protein kinase activity; protein serine/threonine kinase activity; ATP binding. The record is from RefSeq and is a predicted model, not a curated record. Gene Ontology annotation, cellular component: cytoplasm. The transcript is spliced from 20 exons.